UCUGGAGGAGCACACCAAGGAGGAGGGAUCUGAUUUCACUCCCGGGUGCUCAGUGUGAGUGCACAUCAGGCUUGGAGGUGUUCUGCUUCAGACGAGGGUAAAGACUGAGGCGUGUGAUGAUCCUGCCUUCCCUACUUGUACAGACAGGAAUGUUUCCUGGUUCUUCUUUGUACAACUCACGGCGGAGGGGAUGGGAAACUGUUUUAUAGCUCUUGGAACACAUGAACCAUAAGAAUGUCGGAGGCUAUCCGGUGCACUCUGGUAAACUGUAGCUGUCAGCGUUUUAAACCUGGGAAAAUAAAUCAGCGGCAAUGUGACCAGUGUCGGCAUGGAUGGGUAGCACACGCUUUAAGUAAGCUAAGGCUCCCAACUUUGUACCCAACAAGUCAAGUAGAAAUUGUCCAAUCCAAUGUGGUCUUUGAUAUAAGCAGCCUCAUGUUAUUUGGAACCCAAGCUGUUCCCGUCCGUCUCAAAAUUCUCUUGGACCGGCUUUUCAGUGUACUGAAGCAAGAAGAAGUCAUUCACAUUCUCCACGCUCUGGACUGGACACUCCAGGACUACAUACGUGGAUACGUGUUACAGGAUGCCUCAGGAAAGGUGUUGGAUCAUUGGAGUAUCAUGACCAGUGAGGAAGAGCUGGCUACUUUGCAACAAUUCCUUCGCUUUGGUGAAACCAAGUCCAUUGUGGAACUAAUGGCAAUUCAAGAGAAAGAAGGGCAAUCCAUCGUAAUACCCACAACUGCAGCCAAUAUGGAUAUUAGGGCAUUCAUUGAAAGCUGCAAUCAGAAGAGUCCAAGUGUUCCUCCUUCCUUGGACAAAAUGAACUCUGUGAACAUUCAUCACUUCGAGAACAUUGUAAAUAACAUGGCUUUCAUGCUGCCUUUCCAGUUUUUCAGUCCUGUGCCUCCACCUCUCAUAGGUUCGCCACCAGAAAGGCUUUUGAUCGAGCAAGCUCAGGACCACAGCAAUGAACUUAAGCAAGAUGUUGAAGUGACAUUUUCUGAAAACAGCUUCUUAACUUCCAUUUCUUCAUUUCAAACUGAAAAGAAGAAGACCACAACCAGCCCAGAUAUCACUUUGAAACCAGAGGAAGGUGUCUCACUGGGUGAUUCAGAUUCCCAAAACACAGUUGCAAAGCUUGAAAUUGGCCAGGUAUCCCCUGAAAGUAAGAUUAAAGCUGCUGACAAAAAUGGCACUGGGAUGCGGAAAGGGCGUGUCUUUUGUACAGCGUGCGAAAAGACAUUUUAUGACAAAGGGACUCUGAAGAUCCACUACAAUGCUGUCCAUCUGAAAAUCAAACAUAAAUGCACCAUUGAAGGCUGUAAUAUGGUGUUCAGCUCCUUGCGGAGCCGAAACCGUCACAGCGCAAAUCCCAACCCAAGACUUCACAUGCCAAUGAACAGAAAUAACCGAGACAAAGAUCUGAGAAAUGGGUUGAACAUUGCCGGACUGGAAGAGAACAAAAGGUCAGACUUUGCUAUUUUACCUCCUGACAGCAGAUCUGUUUCCAGCUACGGGAGCUCUUGUACUGAUCCAAAGAUACAGUCAAGUUUUCACAGUGCAGGACAAAAUGGGAUUCUCUUCCCAAACUUGAAGACUGUCCAACCAGUUCUUCCAUUCUACCGCAGUCCAGUGACACCAGCUGAACUGGCAAACACACCAGGUACGCUUCCUUCUCUGCCUCUGGUUUCCUCGUCAAUACCUGAACCGCUGGUUUUUAAUGAGUCACCCUUUGAUGCGCUGCCCAAGAAAAAAUCCCGCAAAUCUAGCAUGCCCAUCAAGAUAGAGAAAGGAGCGGCUGAAACAAUGAGCACAACCAAUGAGGUUGCUAGCUCAGAAGAUGACAUGCCCCCUCAGGUGGUAAGUGACGAGCAUGUGGAGAUAUGCGAGUCUGAGAUAGAAACAAGUACAAGCCACUCAGUGGAAAAGCUGCCCCAGUUAGGUUCAUCAUGGAAAUCCAUGUCUGAGAUCCAAGGGCCAAAAUACGUUGAAGCUAUCAAACCAAAUAGCACAUACCCCAAAGCGGAUGGAUUGCAUCACCCCGAAAAAGAGGAUAAGCCAGAACAAAGCAACUUGUUAAAAAUAGGUUCUCAUGAAAACGCGUAUGAAGAUCCAAACCAACACAGUGAUGUGGUCAAAGCAGUGCCACAGCCCCAUGACUAUAUUAAAGGGCUGUUGAGUUACAGGAUUCCUAUGAACGACUGCACUGAAUUGCAACACCACUUGCUAAGUGGGAGUGGUUUCAGCACAUUGAACCACCAGGGUGUUGCCAUUCCUGGUUUUGAAGGCUUUAGAGAGAUGGAUCAUGUCAGACAACAUGCUGUAGGGAUUCAGAAGGAAGACAGCCGCUUCCAUUGUGACAUCUGUAAGAAGACCUUUAAAAACCCGUACAGUGUCAAAAUGCAUUUUAAAAAUGUACACCUGAAAGAAAUGCAUAUUUGCACGGUGGAGGGUUGUAAUGCUGCUUUUCCUUCUCGUAGAAGUCGAGACAGGCAUAGCUCCAACCUAAACCUUCACCAUAAGCUUUUGACCAAAGAUCCCAUGGAAAUCAAGAACCACCAUUUCAACGCAACAUACCUCUUGAACAACAUGGCUAAAGAAAUGUGCCCAGAUGACUCUUUGAAAAGACACCUCGAACAACAGACCUCAGUCAUCUUUAAAGGGAUGAACAGAACUGGCAGUCUGGUUUUCCCAAUGAGUAAGUUUGAAGAGCCCUGUCCCGAGAACUAUAGGUACGACCCAGCAAAUGAUGGGGCUGUUCUGGAUUUAAGCACUACAUCUAGCAUCAAAUCGGAGAACAGCGUUCAUUCCUCGUGGGAUUCUGAUGGAGGCAAUGAAGAAGGUGCUGAGCCUCUGGAGGACAGUGAUGAAAGCUGUGAAAGCACAUGUUUGACGCCGAAUGAAGAACUCUACCAGAACUGUUCUCUAAUGGACAAGCCUAAUCAAAGUUUCUCAAACAUACCUUCCAGUUUGUCCAUCACCUGUCACAUAUGCCAAAAAAGCUACAGUAAUAAAGGGACGUUCAGGGCCCAUUACAAAACUGUGCAUCUCCGUCAGCUCCACAAAUGCAAAAUACCAGGCUGCAACACAUUGUUUUCUUCUGUUCGCAGCCGAAACCGGCACAGUCAGAAUCCCAACUUACACAAGAGCUUGGUCAGGUCGGCAAAUAGCUCCCAGUAACACCUCACUCUUCCGUAGCAACUGAUGUUCUCUAAUAAUCAUUUCAGCUUUCAAAAAAAUGUGUUAGAAUGAGCUUUCUCUUAUUUGCUUUGCUUCCAAUGCUCUUUACAUGGAGCCUGCUGCAAACAAAGGACCAGAUUCUGCACCCUAGUGUGUUAGUUUUAUCCUCCGACACAGAUACUUGCUUAGAAAAGAACAAAGUAAUAUUUUGAGAAGAAGAGAAGAUGAACGUGAUAAGCUAAAGGUGCUCUUGCUGGUUUGCAAUAUGAGAUGCAGUGAAGACACUAUUCGUAUAUUUUGUUUACAUGUAAAAUGUGGAUGGGGGUUGAUCCAGUCAGAGCUAUUGGGUGACCUGAUGAUUGAGUUGGGGAGUUUGGAGCACUGUUCUUUCACUCUUAAAAUCAUAGUGUAAAGGCGGAACCAUGCAUUACAAGCAAAAUGGAGCUGCUGUCAAAAAUGGCACUCCCAUGUCAGUUUCCCCCACUCUCCCUCCAUAAUUUGCAGUGAAACUUACCUUGUGACCGGAUGUCACUGUGAUGUGCAUUUCCCUGCUCUGCCAGUGGCAACCAAUGGCAUAAAGAGAGAAAUGGAAACUUGACAUGAGGAUGCCAUGCAGGAUUUUCAGCAGCAUCUCCACCUUUCUUGUAACAAGAAAGGUGCAAUCCUGCCCUAAAGCUGAUUUACAGUAUUAAAUAAAUGUGUUGUUUUCAACUUAAUUUAUUGUUGAAUGUCAGAAACCAAAAUAUAGAUUUAGGAAAAUGUAGCAUUCCAUUCUGGAUGGCAGUACAAAUUUUACUUGAAGAAAUCUUGUAGGGUUUUGUUCCACUUAGUUUGUUUCAUUAUUUUUUACAUUUGAAAAAUGUAGGGCACCUCUUCUAAAAAGAUACGUAAACAUCUAGUCUAAAUGAACCACACUGCUGACUCCGAGAUGAAUCUGUGGACUGCCAGAAGCUACUCAGCAGUGCAUAGGUCUAUCUUGGAAGCUGCUUCCUUCCAAGCCAUCCCAUAAUCUUUAAAAUGUAAUGAGAGGAGCAGCCCCAACAGGUACCCUGAAAAGAACAACAUUUUUGUUUUAAAAUGACCUAUUGUUCACUUUGGGAGUCACAUCAGUGUGUGUACACAGGCUAAUAAAUCAUAAAACACUUCCAAAGAUUUUUUGGCCACGUGUAGGAUUUUUUAAAAAUGCAUAUUUUUAUUGCACUUUUUGAUUGCUACAUUUUUAAAAAAUGAAAUCCUGGGGAAGAAAAAACACGAUUCAACAUUUUUCAGCAUCUUACAGGAAGAAACAUUAGAAAUCUGGGAGGUAUCAAUAGAUAAGUGUGGUUGUUGAUGUCGUGGUUAAUCAUAGAGGAGAGAUACCAGUCUUUGCAAAAUAAAGAGGAGACUGUUGGCUUUGUUAACACUCUCUUUCAUAUUAGAGCAUUGCUUGGUAUAAUUAUUAUAAUACUGUUCAGUAUCCUUGUCACUGUACGUACCAGUAUUCUACAUUAUGUUCUAUGCACUUAAAGAGAUUGGUCUUAUGUUGUAUUUAAAGAGACACUUUUAUCAUAUUUAAUUUGUAGUCACGUCAUCACAUUGCUAUGUUUGUGCAUGUGGUGUGCCAGUGUCUUUGAUGCAAUCAUUCUGAAAUAGCUGAAACAAAACCACUUUUUUCACUGAUGGAAACCUUUAGGGUCUAGAUGUUAGACUAGAUUUGAUGUUAAGCGCAUCAUUCCUUUUCCAUCUCUUUGUGGUUGCAGUUAAAUGGCAGCCGCAGGGGGUCCCUGUUCAGAAUCACAGUGCUGGGGGCGGGGUGUAUGAUGUUUUUCUCUCAUACCAUUUUCCAACAAAAGCAUUCCCCAAACCAUUUGUGCUAUGAGCACAAAUCUUCAAUCCUGACGCAGAUAGCAGGUUCAAGGCAGCAAUUUUCACCAUUAUUGCGGUGUGGGAGGAAAGGAUUAAAACCCCUCACCUGCUCGACCACAGCAUCUGGAUGGACCCCUGCUAUUUAAAACAGAAGCAGAAACGGAAUGAUGCCCCUAAUGUCAUAUAAAGUUUGACCCUUGGAUUAAUUUUUUUUUAAAAUCAAACAUGGAUCUUUUGUGGUACCCAAGUGUGAUGCUGACUGCACAUUUUGUACAUACGAUGCCAAAGUGUUUAGAGUGAUUUGUGGUUUUCUAGGACUUUUUUUCCUUUUUGAUUUUGCAGUGUCACUGAUUUUUUCCCCCUCUUGAUACUUUUUGUUUUGUGACCAAAAAACAUUCAGUUGGAAUGUUGGGCUUGGCAUACAAGAUGAACAUGAAAAGCUAUUGUGCAUCUCAGUCUUUAAUUUAUUCCAGAAUGCACUACAGCAUUUGUAACAAAUUUUUUAUAUAGCAAAGCAGAUUGAAAUUAUUGGCAUAUGUAAAGCUGUAGUGGGUAGCUGUGGAUGGACACAAGCAGUCUGAUGUGCCAGAAUCUGGGGUGAAAUCAACCUGAGUUCAUUUUUACACAGCAUAAAGUUUCUGAUCUACAACCAAUUUUCGUUGAGGGAUAAUUUAUAGCAGAGAGGUCUAGAGGGAUAUAUAGAAUAUAUAUCAGCCCCAAAUUCUGAGCUUUUCACACCAUAGCCUGGCUGGUGAUCUGGUCGCAUAUGGAACCACUCAGAGAACUUUGUUUAAUAUGGAUUCUGCCAUGCCAGAAUGACCUUGUGCAUUGACUUUUGAAGGGUGGAGAGAAAGAGAAAGGUCCACCACAAGGCAGUGUGCAUCUGACACCUGCCUCACAGAUCCACAGAUUUCUGUAGGUGUAUCUGGUUGGCUGCAGGGCUGGUCUGUCCAUUAGGCACACCUAAACAGUCGCCUAGGGCACCAAGCUGAGGAGGGCACCACCAUCCCCCCCCCCAUGGCUUCCUUACCCUCCAGUGCCACCUUCCACUUGCUCAAUUGCUCAUUGCUCCUGCCACCACCUCCUGCCUGCCCACUUCCUUGCCUACUCAUCAUAUUGACUUUGUCUGGUGCCACUGGUUUGGGUCUUUGCUAGGCCUCAAAGUGUUGUGGCAUUGUGAUGUCACUGAGCACCACAGUGCAUUAUGAUGCCACCACAGCGCAUCAUAAUUAUAAUGCAUUGCAACACUUCACGGCCCAGCAAACUCCCAGGCCAGCCUCUCUGGAUAAGCUUUUGCGUAGAUGUACCCUGAGCCUGAAGGAAGUGUGGUUCCACAUUUCUGGUUCCGUUUACCAGUGCUCUGUUGUGCCCCAAGGGCAAAUCAGAAAACAAAGCAAGCUCCAAUGAAUGGCUCAGGAUGUCCAUAAAUGACCAUGUGGGCUACCUCACACUGGUGCUUACUGGGGCAAUCAGUUUGGGACUGUUCUCCCAGUCCCCAAACUUGGACCACAAGCUGAAUAACUGUCUGCUCAACAUGCAUGACAGACCACCAGGGGCUCAAUAGAUCUUGGGCUUUUUGCUACUUCCCUGGGAGUCCAAAAACAGUGGCAUUCUGCAAGUGGCAGGAUUCAAUAUAUAACUGGCAGACGUCAUUCAACUGGACGAGUCACAAAGUGUGUGGACAAUCAUCACUUUAGCAGGAACCCAGCACUCAUCACAUUUCUGGGAAUCCAUUCCACAACAGUAGGAUCUUGUGAAACGAUCCAGAAAAAAAGAUAGAAGGAACAGUGGCAUUUGACCAUUCUGAGAAUGCCUGGGGCACUGGAAAUGGAAUUGACAGUUUCAUUGGAAUUUAACUGAUCUACAUUUUCAGCAGAUGGGUGUGAUAUUGAAACAAUUGCCCAGAAUAUAUUUGUGUUCGGAGCUAGUUUGCGGGGGUGGAGCGGAGAUUGAACAGUUUUGCAUUUGACAACCAACUCAUGACAUUUAUUUUCAUGUUGGGACUUCUCUGUGCUUAGUUUUGGGGUUCGACCACUGGAGCAGUCUGACUCCAGGUCAUUUGGUGGUUAAACCUAUGGGCUUGAACCUUCACUCAGUUAUAUGUGUGUCAUCGUAUGAAGUCAGCAUAACUUCAUAGGACUGCAGCCCACAACAUCUCUUUCCAUUUAUUUCAAGCCUUCCCUUUUUCUUUUUGUAUAAAUGUGCUUGCUUACUCUUUAAUGUUUUUUUUAAUAUAUGAAAGAAAUUUGUGCCGUAAACUAAAGUUGUAAUGAUCAGUUCUUUCGUUUUCCACUGUUCCCCCCAAAUAAUACCAUUUUUGUAUUUCUUCAGAAUUUUCUGUUAAUAAAAAAAUAUACAACCAUA
Messenger RNA from Hemicordylus capensis (graceful crag lizard), 7389 nucleotides. RefSeq names its product basonuclin 1 (gene BNC1). Gene Ontology annotation, cellular component: nucleus. The record is from RefSeq and is a predicted model, not a curated record. Gene Ontology annotation, biological process: regulation of transcription by RNA polymerase I. Lineage: Eukaryota; Metazoa; Chordata; Lepidosauria; Squamata; Cordylidae. The transcript is spliced from 5 exons. Bases 235 to 3180 code for a protein of 981 amino acids.